UGCAGAAACUAGAAUCAGUUUAUUUACAGCCCUUCGAGAAAAGGGCGCCUUUAGUGAGAGCUAUCUGGUUGUAAUGGUGCUGAACACCUUCUGUCAUAGCUGCUCGCAACUUUAAUGCGUAAUUGUGCACAGGCAGUGCUGCAUCAGUAAUGGUUAACCAAUAAAGAGAACUAAAAAAAAAACUGCUUUGAGGACAGUGUAGGUGGAGAAAAAGGAAGUUUACCUAGGGAAUAAAACAAACAGAGAAAAGAACAUUUACUUAACGUUGCUGCGGAGCAAACACAAUGGCAUCAGUCCUUGGAAACAACACCCGUGCUUCGGGAACUCCAAACAGCCAACUGAAAUGCAAAUUCAAGAGGAGGAGGAGAAGGAGGUCUAAGAGAAAAGAGAAAGUAAGCAUGCUUUCUGCUUUCAUUGGUCCUUUCAAGUAUUUGAGUCCAGGGGCUACGAGCACACAGGAUGAAGAUAAUUUAAGUACCAGCAGUGCAGAAGUGAAGGAGAAUCGGAAUGUAGGCAAUCUGGAGGAACGUUCCAUUGUUACCGGGGACCGGCAGCCAUUUUGUUACACAGACAUACCCAGGGGCGGGACUUCAGGUCUAAAAAGGAAAAGGCCUCUUGAAGGAAACAAUGGACACCUCUGCAAACUGCAGCUGAUCUAUAAGAAACUCUCCUGGUCAGUCACACCAAAGAACGCCCUGGUUCAACUCAAUGAGCUAAAACCGGGCUUACAAUACAAAAUGGUCUCCCAGACUGGACCUGUGCAUGCACCUGUUUUUUCCAUCUCCGUGGAGGUGAACGGACUCACCUUUGAAGGCAAGGGGCCUACAAAAAAGAAGGCAAAAAUGAAGGCUGCUGAGCUGGCCCUCAAGUCUUUUGUACAGUUUCCAAACGCUUCUCAGGCCCACUUUGCAAUGGGAAACCUCAGCAACCCGUCAACAGACUUUACCUCUGACCAGGCCGACUUCCCAGACACUCUGUUCAAAGAGUUUGAGCCGUCUGCACACAACGACAACUACCCGUGCUACAGGCCCUCAGAAAAUGAAUUGAUCUCCAGUGCUUAUCGACAUGGGAGAUUACUCCGCCACACGCUGGACUUAAUGGUCCAAGCCAAACAAAACAAGCACAAGAUGGCAGCCCUGGCAGACUGCGAGAAGAACCCAGUGGUGCUGCUAAAUGAGCUGCGACCGGGGCUGAGGUACAUUUGCCUCUCGGAGGCUGUGGAGAGGCAACACAUCAAGAGUUUUGUAAUGGCAGUGAGGGUUGAUGGGGGAACAUUUGAAGGCUCUGGACGCAGUAAGAAGCUGGCAAAGGCCCAGGCAGCACAAACAGCUCUACAAGCCCUCUUUAACAUCAGGUUGGCACCUGAGGGGAAAAUCAGCCAUACGUCCAGCAGGAAUAGAUGCCCUCAUUUACCACAGGAAUUUGCAGAUUCAGUGUUCCAGUUGGUGACUGAGAAAUUCCGUGAGUUGACAGACAGCUGUACAUCCUUGCAUGCACGCCACAAAGUCUUGGCAGGAAUCGUAAUGACCAGAGGUUUGGACAUCAGGCAAGCACAAGUGAUUGCAUUAUCAACUGGUACCAAAUGUAUCAACGGUGAAUAUAUCAGUGACCAGGGGCUUGUUGUCAAUGACUGCCAUGCUGAAAUUGUUGUACGGAGAGCAUUCAUUCGAUUCCUUUACUCUCAGCUGGAGCUCCUUUUGAGCAAACAGCGAGAGGACUGGGAGCAAUCAAUCUUCAUCCGGCACAAGGAAGCAGGCUACAGACUGAGAGAGAACAUCCUGUUCCACAUGUACAUCAGCACCUCACCCUGUGGAGAUGCACGCCUCAACUCUCCCUAUGAGAUUACAUCCCACUUGCACAGCGGCAAGCACAUUGUGAAGAAAUUCCACGGUCACCUACGGACGAAGAUCGAAUCUGGAGAGGGGACCGUUCCUGUGCGAGGUCACAGUGCAGUGCAGACCUGGGACGGGGUGAUGCAGGGGGAGCAGCUCGUCACCAUGUCCUGCACGGAUAAAAUUGCCAGAUGGAAUGUUCUUGGUAUCCAGGGAUCGCUCCUCAGCUACUUUAUCGAGCCUAUCUACCUGCACAGCUUCAUUGUGGGGAGCCUUCAUCACACCGGUCACUUCUCAAGGACAGUGAGCCAUCGGGUACAGCACAUUGGUCAGCUGCCAGUGUCAUACAAGCAGAAUCAGCCUCUUUUUAGUGGAUUAAGCAGCACUGAGAGCCGGCAGCCAGGAAAGUCCCCUUGCUUCAGUGUGAACUGGACUGCAGGGGACACUGGACUGGAGGUCAUCAACACCACGACAGGCAAGAAGAAGGACUCGGGCAGCUCAUCCCGGCUCUGCAAGCUCACACUCUUCACUCGCUGGGCAAAGCUUUAUGACAAGUUGAGCAUGCAAGUGCCGAGCCAUGGGGAAAUGCCAGUGAUGUAUUGCAAGGCCAAGCUGGCUGCUGGAACAUACCAAACUGUGAAGCAGCAGUUGUUUAAAUCGCUGCAGGAAGCCGGACUGGGCACCUGGAUAAAGAAGCCGCCGGAGCAGGGGCACUUUCUACUGCCUGUAGAAACGGCACAUGUCAGCACCCCCCUGUGAAAGCUUACUGGAGUGCUCUGUUAAACUCAGGCUCUCCGGCCAACUCUCCCCUCUGUAGGAGAGCAGGCCUCACAAAGAAGACACAGGGAAAAAACAAAACAUGGUAACACUUUACAUUAACCCAUUAAGCACCACUGUCCUUAUCUGAGGACAGGCUACUUUGUAAUUUUUUAAGCAUUUUUAACUGGCAUCUUCUUAUUGUUUUAAUUUUCUGUUUCUUUUAUUUAGCUAUAUUGUUAUGUAACUUAUUCUAAUUGUGUUAACUGCAAAAGUUCAAAUGUAUAGUCCAAAUUGCAAUGUAUCAAACUACAUUAAUACAGCUGUGUUCUAAUUGUUUUUUAAUAAAAAAGGAUUUGGUACUUAAUGGGUUCUCUGACUCUAAUUACUGUGUAUUACAAUGGUAUUAUGCAUAGUACAGUGUACUUAAUGUGUAUAUCUUUGUGCAUCAUAUAAGCCUAACCCUAUAUCUUUUUUUUUUUUUUUUUUUUUUCCCCAUUUGGAAUAUCCAGUUAUGU
Molecule: messenger RNA, 3106 nt
Organism: Polyodon spathula (Mississippi paddlefish)
Lineage: Eukaryota; Metazoa; Chordata; Actinopteri; Acipenseriformes; Polyodontidae
Product: double-stranded RNA-specific editase B2-like
Exons: 10
Coding region: 285-2591 (768 amino acids)
Biological process (GO): RNA processing; adenosine to inosine editing
Cellular component (GO): cytoplasm; nucleolus
Molecular function (GO): double-stranded RNA adenosine deaminase activity; double-stranded RNA binding; tRNA-specific adenosine deaminase activity
Source: RefSeq, a predicted model, not a curated record